Agrilus planipennis (emerald ash borer) is the source of this 1691-nucleotide messenger RNA. RefSeq lists its product as uncharacterized. The transcript has 6 exons. The coding region runs from base 757 to 1677 and encodes 306 amino acids. Lineage: Eukaryota; Metazoa; Arthropoda; Insecta; Coleoptera; Buprestidae. Gene Ontology annotation, molecular function: N-acetyltransferase activity. The record is from RefSeq and is a predicted model, not a curated record.
UUCCUAUUCCUUGCAGGACUAGGAUCGGAUCUGAUACUUUCCGCCUUAGACGUUGCCAAAUCUAAGAACAUACCGAUGUUUUUGGGCACCGUCACUGAUUAUAAAAUUUUGAAUUUGCUGCGAAAGUUAGGUUUUCAGGCUCGGUUGAUUUUUAGAUUUUAUACGAAAUUGACUAUUCCGACUUCCAAGACGAUGAAGGCAAGUAUUUAAUAAAAUAUUUAGAGGACACCAACUACACAAUGUCCAUUAUGUUCGCUGUGGUGCCCCCGUUCCCAAAGAAACCUCUCCCGAAAAAAGAAGAACCGCCGGCCAAAGGCAAAGGAAAAGGCAAAGGAAAAGACAAAGGAAAAAAGAAGAAGUAGUUGAAUUAAAGUUGAUAUAUUUUUCACUUUAUUAUCUUAAAUAAACAUGUAGGUACUCAUAAUGUACACGUUGGCGAAUUUGUGUAAUAACUGGCUAGACUAAUGCGCUUUCUGUACAUCGUUUUUUCGCCUCUUUAAGGUUGGACAACCUAUCUAACGGAGUAAGCUAACAGCUAAUCUUCAUAAAUUAAGCGCACAGAAAUGUAUAACGCGUGUCGGUCCAUUUCUACUGAACAUACUGUAAAUACGUACAAUUUCUACCUAUCAUAAAGAAAGAUGGCCAUGUAUUUUAUUUUUCCGUACGUACUUUUCUAAACGUUGCAGUGUCAAAGUCGGUGUUUGAGAUUUUUUAAAUUUAUAAUUAAAUUACCGUAAGUAUACAAGAUAGUUAGAGAUGAGUAGAAGAUUAAGAAAGGAACUCGAAGCAGCAAAGGAAAUCAAACAAGAUCAGGAGGAGGAAGAACAUAUAUAUCAAGUGAGAAAGGAACGAAUCUUUGCUCCGGUGGUUUGGCAAAUUCUUACAAACGGAAUAAAGAUACAAGAUUUAAAAGAAGAUAAAUUUCAAUUGGCUCUAGCAAUGCUAGAGGAGCACUACUUACCCUCUGAAGAUUUGGGUAGAAACGUUGACCUAAUGCUCGACGAAACGUCUGUACAGUACAGCGUGAAGAGGCUCCAAUAUUAUAUAAAAGAGGGGUCGUCAUUAAUUGCAGUUACUGAGGAUGGAGAAGUCGUUGGACUUUUAAUACUGAGGACUGCAAAGAAAAACGAAUUUGCCAGAGUUUUUAGUAGAGCACAAAUAACCGAAGGCGAAUCUCUCAAGAAAUGUCUCCAAGUCAAAAAUUAUAUUAACCGAAAAGUAGAUGUUUACGAACACUUUAACGUCGAUGCCUUUUUGAGAUUUUAUGCUGUUUGUAUUGCACCGACGUACAGGAAAAAAGCAUUAGGUUUUACAAUGAUGAAAUGUGGCGUCGAUGUUGCAAGGUCGUUGAAAAUGCCGGUAAUUUUAGGAAUAUUUACAAACUUCAAACUUCAAAAAUUAGCCAAGAGACUAGGAAUGGAAGUCAUUAAAGAAGUGAACUAUGUCGAUUGGAGGGACGAGCAACAUGAACUUAUCUUUAGUGACCCGGGCCCAGGAAAUUACACGAUCGCAUUGAUGGCUUGCUACACACCCCCCGCUCCCAUAAAACCACGCAAAAUUCCCGAAAGGAUUAUUGAAAUGGAGUUGGAAGAAGCAAAAAAGAAGAAAACUAGAAUGGAUAAACGUGCAGAACUUGUUAAAGCGGGACUAUACACUAGAAAUAACCUUCUCAAAUAACACCACACCUUCAU